AUGCUGCUGGCGAACAGCGCGGAAGUCAAUAUAAAGGACAACGUAGGUUUAACUCCGCUAUUAUUGGCAGCCCAGAACGGUCUUGAGGCGGUCGUCAAGAUGCUGCUCCAGAAUGGCGCGGAGGUCAAUGUACAGGACAACAAAGGCAGGACGCCGCUAUUAUCGGCAACCCAGAACGGUCAUGAGGCUAUCGUCAAGAUGCUGCUAGCGAAGGGCGCCGAGGUUGAGGCGAAGGACAAGACGUAUGGUCAGACGCCACUAUUAUGGGCUACCGAGAACGGGCAUGGGGCUUGCGUAAGGCUGCUACUCAAUAAGUCCAACUUGAGUACAGAAAAUACUAUUUCUCGGACACCGCUAUCUGUUGGAAGCGCAAGGCUUCUAUUCGGGUGA
This is a messenger RNA of Pochonia chlamydosporia 170, 390 nucleotides long. RefSeq names its product ankyrin repeat domain-containing protein. The transcript has a single exon. Gene Ontology annotation, molecular function: protein binding. Bases 1 to 390 code for a protein of 129 amino acids. The record is from RefSeq and is a predicted model, not a curated record. Lineage: Eukaryota; Fungi; Ascomycota; Sordariomycetes; Hypocreales; Clavicipitaceae.